Messenger RNA from Penicillium daleae, 1479 nucleotides. RefSeq names its product putative Golgi traffic protein SFT2. Gene Ontology annotation, biological process: vesicle-mediated transport. The transcript has 5 exons. The record is from RefSeq and is a predicted model, not a curated record. Lineage: Eukaryota; Fungi; Ascomycota; Eurotiomycetes; Eurotiales; Aspergillaceae. Gene Ontology annotation, cellular component: membrane. Bases 1 to 1479 code for a protein of 492 amino acids.
AUGGCGAACACAUCCUUUCGCGACUCUGUCAACUCGCUGGGCUGGUCUCGCAGAGACCCGGAUUUCCCCGUGCGCACCAACAGUUCUUCUGAGACACCAUUUCUCUCGCGCCUGCAGUCGUUGAACCCAUUCGGGCAAGGCGGAUAUGUUCAGCUUCCCACGCAUAAUGAAGCCCCCGGUGCACCGCUGCCGGCGGCCACUCGACGAGAGGAGGAAGAGGGAUUCUUCGCUUUGAGUCGAUGGGAUCGAAUGCUCAUCUUCGGCGCCUGUAACCUGGGCGCCGCCGUUUGCUUCAUGAUCUGCUUCUUCCUCUUCCCAGUGCUCACGCUCAAGCCUCGCAAAUUCGCCGUCUUCCAAACUUUACCCUACCCUACCCUACCCUUGGUGUUAUCAACUUCAGCCUCGUUCUACCCUACGAUUCCCUUUCUCCAAUCCCCUCCCUCUACCUCUUUGCCCCAUACGCCCCCGUCGUUCCCUUCCAUCUCCUAUUCGGGCUCUGCCCUGCAUAGCCACUGUUCUCCCUUCCCAUUCAAACCCCGACACCUUGAUCCCGGUCACUUGCGCCAUCUCGCUCAGGCCAUGUGCAAGUUCGUGUGGCCGCGCUCGACGCUUUCCAUUCGUCAGCGCCCCGAACUAUGCCGCCUGCCUGCGCCGCAUGCCAAGCCCCAACAUCCACGCAAGAUGCGCGCAUCCUCCGGCCAGCAUCGCGAUGCCAAGUUGUUUACUAACUUACUUCUUUUUUUCUUUUGCUACAGGUGGUCUGUCGGCUCAGCCUUGUUUUUGUUAUCAUGGGCAGUCCUCAUGGGACCCUGGUCUUACGCUAAACAUUUGGUCUCGGGACCACGGCUGCCAUUUACGGCGGCUUAUUUCGGGUCUAUUGCGAUGACUUUGUACUUUGCCAUUGGGCUUUGUGUCCUCGAUACUGGCUGUCGAUCAUCUUCACGCUCUGCCAGUCUUGUUCCACACCACCCUUCCCUUAUCGCUGCUUGUCCUGUUAUCGUCCUAGUACGAUGGUUGCACUGCAAAAUGUUGGGAAAAGGAGCGGAGAUUUUGCAUCCCUCUGUUUAUCUUUCAGUGCGACGUGACUACACCCGUCACGCCGAUAGCUUGAUAGACAUUCCCCUUUCGCGCAAGACGAGCUACGGCACUUCGAAGACAAGAUCGCGACACAUCGAGACGGGUGUAGGCCCGGGAGUUGUGGUGAUAUCACCUCGCCGUCCUCCCGUGCAACAUCAGAAUCCUGCGUUACAGGCGUUCAGCUCUCUCAACAGCGCUGUACAACGGCCACAAGGCUGGACUGCCCACAUUCCCGAGACACGUCUCACUCUCCAAAGCCUCUUCCUCACCCUCAUCUCGUCCAUCUUCCAACUCGCCGCCCUUCUCUGGUAUCUCGUCAGCUACUUCCCCAUGGGCAGCACAGGACUGCAAUUCAUGGGUCGGUUUGGUGUGUCGCGGGUUUCGGCUUGGAUGAGUGGGUGA